Messenger RNA from Saxophila tyrrhenica, 1530 nucleotides. RefSeq lists its product as uncharacterized. Bases 1 to 1530 code for a protein of 509 amino acids. Gene Ontology annotation, cellular component: membrane. The record is from RefSeq and is a predicted model, not a curated record. Gene Ontology annotation, biological process: carbohydrate transport; transmembrane transport. Gene Ontology annotation, molecular function: carbohydrate:proton symporter activity. Lineage: Eukaryota; Fungi; Ascomycota; Dothideomycetes; Mycosphaerellales; Extremaceae. The transcript is spliced from 4 exons.
AUGCAGAGCGGCGUGUACCAGUUCUUGGUUGGAUGCUUCGCCGCCAUUGGAUCGUUCCUGUUCGGAUAUGACCUAGGAGUGAUAGCAGAGGUCGUCGCCUCAGACUCAUUCAAGGCCUCGUUCCUCCAGAAAGAUGGCGACGCUCGUUCGGGGACAGUAGUGGCCUUGUUUACAGCAGGCUGCUUCUGCGGCGCCUUCUUUGCCUCCUUCUCGGACCCGCUUGGUCGCCGCGGAACCAUCCUCCUCGCCUGCUGCAUCUUCGUUGUCGGGGGUGCCAUCCAGACCGGCGGCGUGGUGAUUGCGAUGCUGUACGUCGGCAGACUUGUGGCGGGCAUCGGCGUGGGCUUCUUGACUAUGAUAAUUCCGAUAUACCAAGCAGAGCUGGCCCACAGGAAGAUUCGCGGCAAGAUCACGAGCCUCCAACAGCUAUUCAACGCGCUGGGCCAAGUCUUCGCUACGUGGAUUGGAUACGGCUGUUACAUGACAUGGAGUGGCACGGGAAACAGCAGUGAGUGGCGGAUACCGCUGGGAUGUCAGAUUGUGCCUGCGAUCUUUCUGGGUGCUCUGAUCUUGCAGUUUCCCGAGUCUCCGAGAUGGCUCUGCGACCACGAUCGAGCGGAUGAAGGGCUCAAGACGCUGGCGAAAUUGCAUGCCCACGGCGACACCAAUGACCCGUAUGUGCUGGCAGAAUUCAGCCUCAUCAACGCCCAAAUUGCCGAAGAACACUCGCAGAGGAAGGUGACGUACCUGGACCUCUUCCGCGGCUGGCCGAAUAUCCGCCGCAUGCUGCUCGUGAUGGCCGUCCAAGCCAGCUGCCAGAUGACGGGCGUCAGCGCGAUCCAAUAUUUCAGCCCACAGAUCUUCGCGACGAUCGGCAUCGAUACCGGCCUCUCAUUGCUGCUGCAAUCCGUCAACGCCAUCAUCGCGUUUGCCGGGGUCGUGGUCUGCAUUCUCACCAUCGACCGCAUCGGACGCCGGCCGCUGGAGAUAUAUGGCUGCCUCAUCCUGUGCGCUACCUUUGUCGUCAAUGCGGCAAUCAUCAAAGUCUUUCCGGCCGCGUCCAACAACACCGGCGCUCAUUGGGCGUUUGUCGUACUGACAUGGCUCUUCAACUUCGUCUUCUUCAUCACCAGCGGGCCGCUGAGCUGGGCGAUUCCGGCAGAGCUGUUCGGGACUGCGAUGCGUUUGAAGGGUGUCUCCUGGGGAGCCAUGACCUCGUUCGCCUUCAACACCAUGAUUGGCCAGGUGACGCCGAUAGCUAUCACGGCGAUUGGUUGGAAGUAUUACAUCGUGUUCAUCGUCUGCAACCUGACGAACGCAAUCUUCUUCUGGUGCUUCCAGCCUGAAACGAAAGGCCUGAAUUUGGAGGACAUGAACGAGCUGUUCCGGGAUCAUCCGCUGUUCGUGCCCGGGAGCAAAUGGACGCCGAGCUCGCAUGUCGACGAUAGCGCAAGGGAGAUUGCCAAGCAGGAAGGGCUCGCUGGGGUUCUGAGUAAAGAGAAGGAGACCGAGUAUGUUGAGAGGGCCUAA